AUGUUGCCAGCGUUAUCGAGCAAUAGUGCACAUCAACUACAUUUGGAUAACAACAACAGCGCAGCACAUCAACAGCAUCAACAACAAGCAUUGGAGCACUCUCAACAGCAGCAGCAACAACAACGCUCCAACAAACGCAGUGCCAGUAUGAUAUUUCGCAUCGAACACCUGCUGCCAAGCACCAGCCGCGGACUACCUCCCAUUGUACCUAUUUCAAGCGAACAUCUAAUGAAUGAUCGACAGUCACCGACAUACACAAUAUCCACUGGCGCCACCAGCAGCACCUCCACCACAACUACCGCCAAGCGUACCAAGCAACGCGCCACUUGUAACGGUGUGCUCUUGUCGCAAUUCACGCCGAAGGAUACUUUAUCCGAAACCAUACCAACAUAUGCGCUGAUGAGCGCUAGUAGCAUGGCGAGCAGUGAACAGCCCGUUACGGCAUAUUGCACGCUCUCUGAAGGUGUGUUGCGCAUGAGUCCGGAACUCUUGCGACGCAUAAAACUCUCGGAAGACAUCCAUAGUUAUAAUGCGCUCUUCGAAUUGCAACCAGGUGGUGCGGUGCAUGUGCGUACGGUGCGCGAUGUAGCGCGUGAUGAGGAACUCGUGGCGUGGUUUGGCGAAGAGAUUGCUCUGCUGAUGUCCAUACCAUUUCUGACGCCGCUAAAUAUUCAAGGCAAUAAACGCUACACUUGUCACCUCUGUCAACUAACUUUCGAAACACCCAAUCCGCUGAAGAUUCAUUUGGCUCUCGGCUGCGGUCGCCACUCCAUGGACAUACUCUGGAUUCGCUUACACUAUGCGCUGAAAGCAACUAGCUAUACACAACAUCAGCACUCGCCAAAUGCCGCUCUUUCGAGCACUUCGUCCAUUUCACCGGCGUCAUCGCCACAGCCCGCAUCGCUGGCACAGCCAACCACAGCGCAACCCCAGCCACAACAUCGACCACAAGUACAACGUUUGUCUGCCUUUAAACCCGUCUCUCCAUCCAUUGCAUUCACCGCCGCCGUAUCGACGAGCUCCUUUAGCAACCCACACGCACACACCAGCACUGCUGUGAGCCCCAGCUCAGCACUGUCGUACCUGCCACCGAUCGCCUCUGUUGGUGGUACUUUGUCCCAUAUGCACCUACUACAGCCGAGUAGCAGUGUAAGCAUGGGUCCCACAAAUUCUCUAAAUGCUGCUGCACAAAUCGAAGCGAUCGUUAGCAAUAUGGGCGCCUCGAAACAGGGUCAUCUCUGCAUCUACUGCGGCAAAGUAUAUUCUCGGAAGUAUGGUCUAAAAAUUCAUAUUCGCACACAUACGGGCUUCAAGCCACUCAAGUGUAAAUUCUGUCUGCGUCCCUUCGGUGAUCCAAGUAACUUGAAUAAACACGUUCGCUUACAUCUGCAAUCCAACGUAAGCAAUGCGCCAGUUGAGGGGUACAAAUGCACGUUGUGCAACAAAACAUUGGCAAGAAGACGCGAUCUCCAGCGUCAUAUUGAAUCGCGGCACUCCGGCGAUGGGGGCAGCUCCUGAUAUAGCAAUUCAAUGCACUGCCCUUGGGGUUGGCUUAGAAAGCUUAAAAAAUAUGUGAUAAUAGUAAUAUGUUGUUUAAGAAAUAUUAAAAUACUAUACUCUUAUAAAGAUAAAUUAUUUCCAAAUUUUCACUUAUAUGUUGUAAUGUUUUCUGUUUUGGUAAUGGUGUCCCUUGGAAUAAGAGCCAGUUUCAUUUCUUUCUUCUUCAUACCUUCUCUCUGCCAAACCAUUCUUCUGUCAUUUGAAGCAUUGUAUUUAGCUGCUUGAUUGACUACUACGUAUGACGGUGUGAGAUCCAGCACCUUCCAGUACUGCUGUCGGGCACGUACGCAUUGCAUCUGAUGCGCAGAUGCAGGCAAACCGUUGAAGCUUCGAGUUUAAGUGCUAUCAAAGUUUGCAAAGCUUUUGAGGACCA
This is a messenger RNA of Bactrocera dorsalis (oriental fruit fly), 1933 nucleotides long. It is a transcript of the gene Prdm13, whose product is annotated as PR domain zinc finger protein 13. The transcript is spliced from 3 exons. Gene Ontology annotation, cellular component: nucleus. Lineage: Eukaryota; Metazoa; Arthropoda; Insecta; Diptera; Tephritidae. The record is from RefSeq and is a predicted model, not a curated record. The coding region runs from base 1 to 1518 and encodes 505 amino acids.